AUGCCCGAUGCGAGAAAUAGCACAUCCACACCCUCGGAGUCUCGUGAUGAGGCCGAGCAUGAGUCGCCGUUCAAGCAGCAGCGCCGGUCAGAUUUGGGGAAAGACCAGGCGAGUGAAAGGCCGGUUUAUCCCGAAUCGUAUCCUCGCAUAGAGCCAUCCAAAGCGCGCAUGGCAGUAUCAGAGUUUCUCGAGAGCAAGGAGGACGAUUUGUCCCAACCUCUCGUCAACCUGGUUGGCCGUGUGCGUGCUAAGCGCGUCGUCGGCAAAAAUCUCGUCUUUCUCGAUAUCGUAAACGAAUUUCAAAAAGUGCAAAUCGUGGUGAAUAGGUCAAAAUGCCUCCCGCCUGUUGAGAAUAUAUGUACACACAACAACAAGAAGUUUCAAGUCUUCAGGACGCUCAUCCAAGUCGGCGAUCAUAUAUCCGUCAAAGGUGUUCGUGACCAUACGCCGGCUGGUCUGUUGACCCUUUCCGCGAGAGAACUACCAGAGCUUUUGUCGCCAACUAUGGAGCAAAUUCCUGACGUCCUCACCGACCCCAAGACCAAGAUGCAGGAUCGCCACGUAGACAUGCUUGUCAAUAAGGAGACUGUCGAUAUCCUGCGUCUUCGUUCUGAAAUUACAAAGCACAUGCGUGAUCAUUUCCACUCGAAGCGGUUCCUCGAAUUUCAGACGCCCAUUCUGGCGGAAAAUGCCGGAGGCGCCAUUGCUCGACCGUUUGUCACGCGCGCCACUGAGUUUAAAGAUAAAGACCUGGCACUUCGUGUCGCUCCAGAGCUCUGGCUUAAACGACUUGUUGUUGGUGGCGUUGACAGAGUCUUUGAAAUCGGCCCUGCCUUCCGCAAUGAAGGCGUGGAUGCCACACACAAUCCUGAAUUCACAAUGUGUGAAUUCUACAGCGCAUACUCAAGCCUGUCAGACCUGAUAAAGGAGACAGAGGAGCUUCUCACCAGCCUCGCCAAGCAUACACAAAAGCUCAUUGAAACACAACUCACAUCCCUGCCACCCAUCGAUCUGCAAAAGUUCAAGCGACCAUUCAGGCAGAUCGAGUUUGUGCCUGCUUUGGAAGAAGCCACCGGCGUUCGCUUCCCCAAGCUGUCUGCAGAGGAUGCGCUGCCAGAACUUCUUGCUCUCAUGAAGCUGGCGGGUAUCGGUAUUCCUGGCGACAUCCCUACUUCGCUGCCUAAGCUCCUCGAUCGGCUAGCCGCCAUCUACAUAGAGCCCAAAUCAUUUGAAGAGCCUCUUUUUAUUACCAAUCAUCCGGCUUGCAUGUCGCCAUUGGCCAAGAGCUUCCUCUGCCCAAAGACAUACCAACUAGUAUCAGCACGGGCAGAGCUCUUUGUCGGUGGUCGAGAACUCGCCAACAUGUAUGAAGAGGAGAACGACCCCCAGGAACAGCAGCGCAAGCUCAACUCGCACCGCAAUCUGGUCAACACGGAUGAUGGUGAUGUUGCCAUCAACGCCGCUGAGCAGGAGCCGCUUGACAGUAAGGUGUUGGAGGACGAAGUGGCCCUCGAAGAUGAAUCGGAGAUGGAAGACACAGGGAUGGGAGGGAAGCAGGAAGUGGGGGAGAAGCAAGAGAUGGAAGACCUCGAAGUGGAAGAGUUCGAGAUGGGAGAAGAAGAACAGACGGAUCAGGAAGUCUUUGACAAUCACAUGAAGAGGCCUGAGGACGAAGACGACUGGGCUACGUCGCCUCUUGAUCGAAGCUACAUCAAGGCGCUGGACUAUGGCCUGCCUCCUACUGGAGGCUGGGGUUGCGGCGUUGAGCGUCUUGUUAUGCUCUUCUCCGGCGCCACUCGUAUCAGCGAUUGUCUGAGCUUUGGCACGAUUCGAAAUGUCGUGGGCUUGACCUCGGACGUGAGCAAGAAGGAAAGUGACAAGUCUUGA
Messenger RNA from Beauveria bassiana ARSEF 2860, 1887 nucleotides. Its product is annotated as lysyl-tRNA synthetase. The coding region runs from base 1 to 1887 and encodes 628 amino acids. Gene Ontology annotation, molecular function: tRNA binding; lysine-tRNA ligase activity; ATP binding. Lineage: Eukaryota; Fungi; Ascomycota; Sordariomycetes; Hypocreales; Cordycipitaceae. Gene Ontology annotation, biological process: mitochondrial lysyl-tRNA aminoacylation. The transcript has 2 exons. The record is from RefSeq and is a predicted model, not a curated record. Gene Ontology annotation, cellular component: cytoplasm; mitochondrion.